Molecule: messenger RNA, 778 nt
Organism: Striga asiatica
Lineage: Eukaryota; Viridiplantae; Streptophyta; Magnoliopsida; Lamiales; Orobanchaceae
Source: the annotation of a GenBank genome assembly
UUGAACAGUUGUAUUAUGGCACGUUUGGGAAGGGAGGCCACACAGGAUGAGUUCCUUUAUGAUGAUCGUUGGACCAAAGAGGUGGACAACCUGUUCAUAGACCUCCUUGUAGAAGCACAUUUUAGUCUUGAAUGGAGGCAUGGCAGACCAGGUUCGCAUGUAUUUACCUACUGCCGUCGUGCAUUGCUAGCAGAAGACAAACCAGACUUCACGGUCAGUGAAGUCGAGGAAAGGUUUGAUUUCCUUCAAAAGCGUUUUCGAGUCUUUAGUUGGAUGCUACGGAAACAUGGAUUGCGUCACUGCGUCCAAUCCAACGUUCUCACGGCUCCGGUAGCAGUGUGGGAUGAUAUCUUCCAGUCCGACCCAUUCUCGGUAGCAUACCAACAUUUUGGGGACCCACGUUGGCCGGACAUACGAUAUUUGUUCACUGAGGUGUACGACGCGAGCGCAAAUCCACCAGAUGUGUUGGACCAAAUUUCUACGAACGCAGAUUAUGUAGCGGCCUUGAACGAACAAUCGUACGUGUUUGAGCUGAGUUCCCUUACCAAUGACCCACUUCUAAAUGGUUCAAUCGGUACCAACGUUCACCAACCAAGAUGUGCCAGAGAACGUCAGGAUUCCUCCGAAGGCUCAGUCAACACCCACACCCAUGUGAGCAUUCAAAGACGGGGGAGCCGCACACCAAUGCGCAUUCCACGACCACCACGUAAGCCGGCCCCAUCUUCAUGCAAAGGAUCUUCUAGUGACCCACCUACCUAGCUGAACACUUAUGAAGUUG